Molecule: messenger RNA, 960 nt
Organism: Triticum turgidum subsp. durum (durum wheat)
Lineage: Eukaryota; Viridiplantae; Streptophyta; Magnoliopsida; Poales; Poaceae
Source: the annotation of a GenBank genome assembly
AUGGACGGGAAGCUGCCGCCGCCCAACCCCAACCUCCCGUACCGGGAGGACUGCUGGAGCGAGGGCGAGACGGCCGCCCUCGUCGACGCCUGGGGGUCGCGAUACAUCGACCUCAACCGCGGCAGCCUCCGCCAGCCGCAGUGGCGCGAGGUCGCCGACGCCGUCAACACCCGCCCGGGGGCCUCCGCGCGCCGCCGGCCCCCGCGCACCGACAUCCAGUGCAAGAACCGGGUCGAUACCCUCAAGAAGAAGUACAAGGCCGAGCGGGCGCGGGGCGGGCCCUCGCCCUGGCCCUUCUUCCGCCAGCUCGACGUCCUCGUCGGCCCGACCCUCUCGGCCGCCGCCGCCAAGAAGCCCUCCCCGCCCCGCGCGCUUCCCAUGCUGCGGAGGCGCAUGUCGCCCUCUCGCUCCCCGUCGCCGCCCUCGCCGGCGCCGCCGAUGGCGCUCCCCCUGCCCAACUACCGCCGCGGGUCCAACCUCCCGGCCGCUGACCUAUUCCAUAAGGCCGCCGCAGCUGCGGCUGCCGCGGAUUCCGACUCGGACGAUGGCUACAAUAACAACAACAACUAUGACGACGACGAGGGCUCGCAGCAAUCGGCCUCGCGCUCAGUGUCGUCUCACUCUGGUGGUAACGGUCCUCCUGUUCUUGGCGGUGGUGGGGGCGGCGGUGGCGGCAACAAAAGGAAGAGGGGCGGGGCCGGAGGUUUUGGGGAGCUAGCGAUGGCUAUGGAGACAUUCGCUGAGAUGUAUGAGCGCAUGGAGGCUGCCAAGCAGAGGCAUGCAGAGGAGAUGGAGAAGCAGCGGAUCAAGUUCCUCAAGGAUCUGGAACUCAAGCGGAUGCAGGCUUUCGUGGACAUGCAGCUUCAACUUUCGAGGGUAAAGCAAGCCAAGAACGGUACCUCGGAGAUGCUCAUGUCUCUUGCUGCACUGCCGUUCCUCAGCAACCCUGCUUACCUCUGA